CCCCAAAAAUCGGCUAUUAACGCUAAAAACGGGGGAAAAAAAUAGCGGCUAAGGCUGCCGCGCAGGGCCCAAAAUAAUUGGCCCAAAAUUUCGUUUCGCGGCGUUUGGCGUUGUUUUGCGCGGCCCAAACCCAGCAUAGAAGUGCCCGAAGCCGAACCCUAGCGAAAUAUCCUCAUUCUCUUCUCUCCUCGUCGUUCUUGAACAGCAGCGCGACCAUGGCGGCGCGUACGGCCCGUCGUCGGUAGCUCCUGCGGCCAGCCGUGCUUGCUCCCUCCCCUUGGCAUCCCUAGCUCCCCUGAUUGGAUCAAGCCGUUCCUUCCCUGAGCCCUGACUGCUGCUGCUACCCCCGGCCGCGCAUCCAGUACUCUUCGAUCUGCUGCUAGCCUGCUACCACGGACGCUUCACCAGCCUCCACCCUUCCGUUUACUGCUGCUCCCUACCACAGGCAACGAUGUCAAAACUGGUUCCGAGAGAGAGCAAAGGAGAGAUGCGGGGAGUCGGAGGCCCGUUGCUCACCGUCAGCGAUCUCCUCAGCGACCUCGCCGUCGACGGAGGCGACGACCACCUCGACGGCGGCGGCGGAGGCGCAUCUGUACCCUCAUCCCCGUUGGCAGCGCAGCAGGUUGAGGAGGCCGACCCGUCCCACCUCCAACGGCUCUUCGAGGAAGACUAUGACAAUCUGAUGAAGUCACUACAGGAGAAUGACCCUUCAUGGCCCUCCUUGAUGCUGAAGUUGUGCACAGCGUUGAAGACCUCAGAUAAGCUGCUGGGCUGCGCGAACGCAAAGGCGCGACAGCUGCUGGAGAAGGUGGAGGCGCUGGAGCAAGUGCUAGAGAAGGGAGAUCACACGGUGGGAGCGAUUUUAGAGGGUGGGUCUCCAGAACGCACAACUUAAGGGUGAUAGCAGGACUUCGAAAUCAAAUGCACCUAGCAAGUAGUGUUGCGCUGUUGCAGCUGUUGUGUUUGGUUUAUGCAAAUCAGAAGGGUUGUCACUGUCUUUUUGAUGUAAAAGGGCUACGCGUUGGUAUCUUCAUGAGUUUGGACAGUGCGUGUAUGCUUUAUGUCUCGGCAUUGUUGGAAUUUCGGUGUUCCCCUGUCAUAGAUUUGGUGAAACGACUCAGCAUCGUUUAUGUUCCACCCAUUUGCUUGUCA
Messenger RNA from Lolium rigidum, 1152 nucleotides. RefSeq lists its product as uncharacterized. Lineage: Eukaryota; Viridiplantae; Streptophyta; Magnoliopsida; Poales; Poaceae. The coding region runs from base 452 to 895 and encodes 147 amino acids. The transcript has 4 exons. The record is from RefSeq and is a predicted model, not a curated record.